AUGAAGGAUAUGGAGGAUCAAAAGUUUGACUUGGCAAAGAAAAUCAAUGAGCAGGAAUCGAUGCUCUCUUCACUCGAGUCUGAAAUCGACGAGCUACGACGCGAAAGUGAUGUGCUUGAAAGCUGGGAUAUCGAAGAGGAAGUGGGCAUGGAUCGUAAUGCACUCUCCCUGCAGUUGUUUCGCGGCAUGGGUUUCGUUCCUUACCAGGAAAGCACAGAACCAGACGCAGCCAUCACGUCACUUAUUGUGCGGUCCCUACGACGAAAUGUGGCCACGUCGUUCGAUAUUAAUCAAGACGAACUAAUGAAAUCGACUAAGCUUCGUUAUGAACUAGCAAAGAAACUAUGGACAGCAGCCGACUAG
Malassezia pachydermatis is the source of this 363-nucleotide messenger RNA. RefSeq lists its product as hypothetical. Lineage: Eukaryota; Fungi; Basidiomycota; Malasseziomycetes; Malasseziales; Malasseziaceae. The record is from RefSeq and is a predicted model, not a curated record. The coding region runs from base 1 to 363 and encodes 120 amino acids. The transcript has 2 exons.